Trichosporon asahii var. asahii CBS 2479 is the source of this 594-nucleotide messenger RNA. RefSeq lists its product as uncharacterized. Lineage: Eukaryota; Fungi; Basidiomycota; Tremellomycetes; Trichosporonales; Trichosporonaceae. The transcript has 2 exons. The record is from RefSeq and is a predicted model, not a curated record. The coding region runs from base 1 to 594 and encodes 197 amino acids.
AUGGUCGCCACCUCUUUCAUGACUGCUCUUGCACUUGCGGGUGCCGUCGCUGCUGCUCCCACCAGCGGAAGCUACAGCCCGAAGCCCGGAGAUCUUCCUGCCUCCCUGAAGGUCGUUGACACCGACCUCUGCCUCGACAACGCUCACGGUAACACCAACAUCGGUAACCCGAUCAACGGAUGGUACUGUGAGGGUCCCUCCAACAAGAAGCAGGGCUGGUUCCGUGAGAAUGGCAAGCUCCGCCUGGCUGGUGUCGAGGACAGGUGUAUUGGUGUGAACAAGCAGGAUCGUCUCGUCCUCGCUUCGUGCACCAAGAACGGACCCGAGAUUAAGACUGUCACGUUCGGCUUUGGUCUCCCCAGCGAACAGGCUUCCACCCCCGGCGAGGGUGCUUACCUGUGCACCGACGUCGCUGCUGUCCCCGGACGGAUCGUUAAGGCUACGUGUGUCAAGGCGCCCGUGGCCGGUGUCCAGGUUCAGCUUGUGUCCGGCCCGCCCGGCACUCACACCCCGAUCUCGUGGCAGGACGGCGCUGCCGGUGUCUACAGGGACACUUCCGCUCCUCACUACCCGGUCAACCCUAACAUCGAGUAG